This is a messenger RNA of Acomys russatus (golden spiny mouse), 447 nucleotides long. Its product is annotated as lysozyme C-1-like. Gene Ontology annotation, biological process: defense response to Gram-positive bacterium; defense response to Gram-negative bacterium. Gene Ontology annotation, molecular function: lysozyme activity. The record is from RefSeq and is a predicted model, not a curated record. Lineage: Eukaryota; Metazoa; Chordata; Mammalia; Rodentia; Muridae. Bases 1 to 447 code for a protein of 148 amino acids. The transcript has 4 exons.
AUGAAGGCUCUCCUCACCCUGGGACUUCUGCUGCGUUCUGUUCCUGUCCAGGCCAAGGUCUAUGAACCCUGUGAGCUCGCCAGAAUUCUGAAAGCACAUGGGAUGGAUGACUACUAUGGAGUCGGCCUGGCAAGCUGGUUAUGCUUAGCGCACAAUGAGACUGGCUAUAACACCCAAGCCACAAAGUACAACCCUGGAGAUCAAAGCACAGACUAUGGGAUAUUUCAGAUCAACAGCCAAUACUGGUGUGAUGAUGGCAAAACCCCAAGAUCAGUGAACGGCUGUGGGAUCCCCUGCAGUGCUCUGCUGCAGGAUGACAUCACUCAAGCCACACAAUGUGCAAAGAGGGUUGUGAGGGAUCCACAGGGCAUUCGAGCUUGGGUGUAUUGGAGAACCAAGUGUCACAGAGGAGAUCUGUCUCAGUAUAUUCAGGGCUGUGGAGUCUAA